Mercurialis annua (annual mercury) is the source of this 1040-nucleotide messenger RNA. Its product is annotated as photosynthetic NDH subunit of lumenal location 4, chloroplastic. Gene Ontology annotation, molecular function: peptidyl-prolyl cis-trans isomerase activity. The record is from RefSeq and is a predicted model, not a curated record. NCBI's taxonomy places the organism in Eukaryota, Viridiplantae, Streptophyta, Magnoliopsida, Malpighiales, Euphorbiaceae. The transcript is spliced from 6 exons. Gene Ontology annotation, cellular component: chloroplast. The coding region runs from base 78 to 764 and encodes 228 amino acids.
UCCCAUCAUCAUCAUCAUCAUCAUCAUCUUCCUCAUAAUUUAACCACUUUUCAAAACCACCCACUCUCUACACUUCAAUGGCGCCCUCUGUUUUAUCCAUUACACCUUCACCUAAAACUCUCUUCACCAUUAACAAACCAGUUCUCCCAUCAAAACCCACUGCUUCUUCAUCACCAUUUUCUUGUUUUUCUUGUUUAUCGCACCACAAUAAAGAUGCAAAGCUCUCGUCCGAACCAGUUUCCACUGCAAAGAAACGGUUAUUCGACGUGGGUAUUGGUCUUUUAGCUGCUUCAGUCCUUGCUUUUACACCCAUGGAUGCUAAUGCUACUCGAAUUGAGUAUUAUGCUACCGUUGGAGACCCUUUAUGUGACUUCAAUUUUGUUCGCUCUGGACUUGGGUUUUGUGAUAUUUCUGUUGGUUCUGGUGUGGACGCUCCUUAUGGUGAGCUUAUUAAUGUUCAUUAUACUGCAAGGUUUGAAGAUGGGAUAGUCUUUGACAGCAGCUAUAAACGCGGCAGACCUCUCACCAUGCGCAUUGGCGUCGGCAAGGUCCUUCCUGGAUUAGACCAAGGAAUUUUUGGGGGUGAAGGAGUGCCACCAAUGCAAGUAGGUGGAAAGCGUAAGCUUAAGAUUCCUCCACAUUUAGCCUAUGGACCAGAACCUGCAGGAUGCUUUUCAGGUGAUUGCAAUAUUCCUGGAAAUGCAACUCUUGUGUAUGAUAUCAACUUCGUUGGCAUCUACUCCGGAAAUAGGAAGUUAAACUAACGCUCAUAUGAUGACAGAUAUAAAAAUGUCCAAUGUGUUUUUUGAGCAAAAGUGAAAAGAAAUCCAGAUUAAGAUGAUACCCUACUGCUUAUUGCUUGCUUGGAGCUGGGAAUUUCAAAAUUUGCUGUCUUUAUUGUCAAAUUAUUUAGCACACAGCAGUACACAUAAAUUUUGUAGCUAAUGUGCUAAAACAGGAUUGUGUAUUCUGUAUAUAAUUCAAGUCAAUUCAAAAAAAUAAAAAAUAAAUAAGUAGGUAUAGAUAUGAUAUUUUGGAAA